CCUCUCUGUUGGCGGCCAUAAUAAACCCCUGUAUGUGAAAUCAGUGGAUGAGAGACGGUUGAGGAACACGGCCGUAACAAUCUAUUUUUCAGUAUCAAGACGCGUUUCUCAUACAUCUAUACAUUUUUUUCUCUCUCGAGAACUGCCAUUAUUUACGUGGAUAUAAUAUUAUGGUGUGAAGAUGGCCUGACGGCCGGGGACGGAAUGUUAAUCUCACCAACGCUUCUCCAAUAUAUCCGCGUUGACCAGUGUCUCUACUCCUGGGACUUGAACAUGGAUAUCGCCGAUGGAGCGGAGGAUCUUUCCUUGGAGGAGAUUUUAUCGUUGUACAGCCAGCCGAUCAACGAAGAGCAGGCAUGGGCUGUUUGUUACCAAUGUUGCAGAACUUUGGCUCGGAAACACCGCAGGAGAAAUUCCCAGACUUCUGGCUCAUCUGUUGGGGAUUUGACGAGAAGGAUUGAAGGACCUGGCGAUGUACGGAUUCUGAGAGAUGGAACAGUUCAAUUGCACCACCAAGACAGCACAGAUAAAUACAGACCUCCCAACACGUCCUUAGAGGUGAUUGAAUCUCUGGGAAUCAUGAUCUACAAGGCAUUGGACUACAGUCUGAAGGAGAGCGAGGAGAGAGAACUCAGUCCGCCUCUGGAGCAACUCAUCGACAUGAUGACCAACAUGGCAGAGAAGGAGAGGGACAGUGACCCCUGCCCUGAUGAAGGUUACGAGGCCACAGAGGAGGAGGAAGACGAGGAAGACCCAAACACUGUCUGUAAUGUAAAAGGAUUCAGAGACAUCAUCAUGCUGUGUACGUCCCACCUGCCCAGCCCCUCUGAUGCCCCUAACCACUACCAGGCUGUGUGUCGGGCGCUCUACGCCGAGACCAGAGAGCUACGCAGCUUCCUGGAGAAGAUCAGGAGUGCCAAAGAGAACCUGCGGCGGAUGGAGGGAGACACUCGAGAGGAGCCAGUCAGAGAUCUCAACGAGCUACAGAACGCUGACUGGGCUAAGUUCUGGAUGCAGGUGAUGGGUGACCUGCGUAACGGGGUCAAGCUGAAGAAGGUCCAGGAGAGACAGUACAGCCCUCUACCUGUAGAGUUCCAGCUCACACCUUACGAGAUGCUGAUGGAUGACAUCCGCUUCAAACGAUACAAACUACGGAACGUCAUGCUAAAUGGAGACAUCCCUCCCAGGUUAAAGAAGAGCGCUCAUGAGGUCAUCCUGGACUUCAUCCGCUCCAGACCACCUCUCAACCCUGUUGCUGCCAGGAAGCUGAAGCCCCACCCUGCGCGGCCGCGAAGUCUCCAUGAGCGCCUCCUCGAGGGCAUCAAACAGGAGAGGAAGCUACGGCCUGUAUCACCUGACAUGACCCGGCGCAAUCACCUGGGAGCAGUCAAAAGCAUCAGCACCCCUCAAGAUCUGAACCGCAGCUCAGACCCGUCCACUCCGGAUGCCCUCAGAAAGCACGCCAGCAGCACCCUGGCCCUGUCCGGUCCACCAGCUCACGGGGUGGGAGGGGCUCUUGGUCAGAGGAAGAGGCUCCUGAAGGCACCCACGCUGGCUGAACUCUACAGUUCAGAGUCUGACGAUGAGCCCAGUCACAGCUCCUCCAGUUGGUCUGUGUUGGACGCCUCGUCUCCGGGAUCUGUCCUGAACGCACCCCCUAGGUUCCUGCCCAUCACCAUGACUCCCCAGCCUGACAGUCGCCCCUCCCCUCAGAGGAGACACUCCAUUGAGAAGGAGCCCCCCACCAGCGUACGACCCUUCACAGCCCCCACCAGACAGAGCUCCAAGUCUCUGGUGGAAAACCCCGCCCCCAGCAGUGGUGCUAAGGUGGAGGACUUCUGCUACCCUGUAGAGUGUCUGGCUCUAACAGUAGAAGAGGUGAUGCACAUCAGACAGGUUCUGGUCAAAGCUGAGCUGGAGAAGUUCCAACAGUACAAAGACGUUUACAACGAACUGAGGAAAGGAAAGCUGUGUUUCUCCUGUCAGACUAAAAGGUUCUCCUUUUUCACCUGGUCCUACACCUGCCAGUUCUGCAAAAGGCCUGUAUGCUCGCAGUGCUGCAAAAAGAUGAGACUUCCCUCUAAGCCGUAUGCCAACCUGCCCGUCUCCUCUCUGGGUCCUACUGCCACUCUACCCAGGGAGGAGGCUGGAGGGACAUCAGCCUUGGACACCCCAGAGAAGCCCUCGUCCAGCCACAGUCUGCGCCGGACUGUCUCCAGGUUAUCUGAAUACAACAGCAGUGAGGGGUCUCGUGACGAGCCGGAGCUGGAUCUUCCCAAAGAGCUGACCGACGACUGGUGUACCAUGGAGGUCUGCAUCAACUGUAAGAAGUUCAUCUCUGAGAUAAUCUCCAGCAGCAAGCGCUCUCUAACCCUGGCCACCAAGCGAGCCUGUCUGAAGAGGAAGACCCAGUCCUUCUACUUGUCUUCACCUAACACAGACGAUUACAGACCCUCUGAGAGGACCAUCAACCAGGUUUAGACUACAGAUGCUCUGAGAGGACCAUCAACCAGGUUUAGACUACAGAUGCUCUGAGAGGACCAUCAACCAGAUUUAGUUUUAGGGUUAGACCUCUCGCUCUCUCGUCCGCUCCUUGGGGGACCCUGUUCCAUAGAUAGUGCACUACAUUUGACCAUGGACCCUGGUAGUGCACUACAUCAGAGUUCAUGUUACUGUGUGGAGUAUUUAGCAUGACUCACAGUACUCUGGGCCCUGGCUGUCACAGUACUCUUGGCCCUGUCUGUCACAGUACUCUGGGCCCUGUCUGUCACAGUACUCUGGACCCUGGCUGUCACGGUACUCUGGGCCCUGGCUGUCACGGUACUCUGGACCCUGUCUGUCACAGUACUCUGGACCCUGUCUGUCACAGUACUCUGGACCCUGUCUGUCACAGUACUCUGGACCCUGUCUGUCACAGUACUCUGGACCCUGUCUGUCACAGUACUCUGGACCCUGUCUGUCACAGUACUCUGUGGACCCUGGCUGUCACAGUACUCUGUGGACCCUGGCUGUCACAGUACUCUGGACCCUGUCUGUCACAGUACUCUGGACCCUGUCUGUCACAGUACUCUGGACCCUGGCUGUCACAGUACUCUGUGGACCCUGGUCUAAAGUAGAAUAGGGAAUAGGGUGCCCUUUGACACGCUAUCAUAAUGUCUCAGCUCUGUGCUGCUCAUCACUGUGUAAUAAUGAUAGAGAUGGCCAUUGUAGAAGACGUGUUAGUAUAUACUACCUACCUGUAGUGGUUCUAGACAGAUGGUCAGUGUGUUAGUAUAUACUACCUACCUGUAGUGGUUCUAGACAGAUGGUCAGUGUGUUAGUAUAUACUACCUACCUGUAGUGGUUCUAGACAGAUGGUCAGUGUGUUAGUAUAUACUACCUACCUGUAGUGGUUCUAGACAGAUGGUCAGUGUGUUAGUAUAUACUACCUACCUGUAGUGGUUCUAGACAGAUGGUCAGUGUGUUAGUAUAUACUACCUACCUGUAGUGGUUCUAGACAGAUGGUCAGUGUGUUAGUAUAUACUACCUACCUGUAAUGGUUCUAGACAGAUGGUCAGUGUGUUAGUAUAUACUACCUACCUGUAGUGGUUCUAGACAGAUGGUCAGUGUGUUAGUAUAUACUACCUACCUGUAAUGGUUCUAGACAGAUGGUCAGUCCAAGAGUAGUGGAAUAGACCGUUUGGAUUUGUUGUUCUACUGAUGGACACACUGUCUCCAGAUUGACAACAGAACUAAACAAGGUUGUAUUCAUUCCACCUGCUUGUUUAAUGAUCUGAAUUCCUCUGUCUCUCUUUUACUACCCUGUAAUGUAAUGUAGGUCCCUUUUAAGAAGUGGUGAUGAAGAGGCACCCUAAAUGGUGUAACGCCUAACUCGGCAUGGGUUCUCGUCCCCUAACCCCUAGUCUCAGGAACCAUUGGGUUAGGGUUAGGGUUGGGGUUAGGGUUAGGGUUAGGGUUAGGGGUUAGGGGUUAGUGUAUUGAUACAGAUGUGGAUGGACGACUAGCUAGCCCCUGACAGAACAACUCCCUCACUGAACUGUCUACCACAGUAUAGAUGAGCUACUAGAGUACUGAACCAUUACUUAUUCUCAUGUUAUGUGAAUAAUAUUUAGAGGUGUUGAAGGAACAAUCAGGCAGAUGCUGAGAUCACCGAGGUGGAGCCAAGAUGAUAUAUAUUUAACAGUAGUGUGGUCGGUCGGUGAGACCUCUAGUCCCCGUCCAGAGAUAAGAUGUUAAUUAACAAACGACUAGUUUCUGUUACUCUCAGGAAGAACAGGCCCUUCGGCUGCGUCCCAGGCACCCUAUUCCCUACAUAGUGCACUACCAUUUGGGACAAAGGCCGUGUCUAACAGGCAAUGCACUAUAGAGCCAUCAGUCAGGUCUUAACAAGCUAAUUUCCAGUUUCCAUAGAAAUAAAAUGCCUAUGUUAGUCUCUGCCACUCCCCAGCCAAUAAAAUUAAACCAAAUGACAUGCCUAUGUUAGUCUCUGCCACUCCCCAGCCAAUAAAAUUAAACCAAAUGACAUGCCUAUGUUAGUCUCUGCCACUCCCCAGCCAAUAAAAUUAAACCAAAUGACAUGCCUAAGGUAGUCUCUGCCACUCCCCAGCCAAUAAAAUUAAACCAAAUGACAUGCCUAUGGUAGUCUCUGCCACUCCCCAGCCCCAGCCAAUAAAAUUAAACCAAAUGACAUGCCUAUGGUAGUCUCUGCCACUCCCCAGCCCCAGCCAAUAAAAUUAAACCAAAUGACAUGCCUAUGGUAGUCUCUGCCACUCCCCAGCCCCAGCCAAUAAAAUUAAACCAAAUGACAUGCCUAUGUUAGUCUCUGCCACUCCCCAGCCAAUAAAAUUAAACCAAAUGACAUGCCUAUGUUAGUCUCUGCCACUCCCCAGCCAAUAAAAUUAAACCAAAUGACAUGCCUAUGUUAGUCUCUGCCACUCCCCAGCCCUAGCCAAUUUUUUUUUUUUCUCCCAAUAAAUUUGUCCCAGCUGCAGAUCUAAUUGGCCGGGAAACAGGAAGUGUUCAUAGGUUAAAUGAUUGGGUGGGUUUACUAUGAUGUAUUAUUUUUUUCUGAGCCUGGUGCCAAACUAAAUUCCCCUCCUGUCUGAAUGCCAGGUCAUUCUAUGGACCUGUAGUACUUGGUGAGGAAGGUGAUAUGGGAGAUUCUAGAAACAGAAUCUGUUGUUUUUACAAGUUUUAGCUGACCAAUAGGAUCUCAGAAUGGUGGGAUAUGAUUGUGUACAUCAGUGGAGUCUGCUGAGGGGAUGACGGCUCAUAAUAAUGGAUCCAACCACAUGGAAACCAGCCAUUACCACGAGCCCGUCCUCAUGUAGUCUACAUGCAGGAUCCAAAAUGUAUUAUACCUGAUGUUUUUCCAUUAAUAUUAUCUUAAAGAUGUCUUUUUGUUUUAUUUGUAAUAUUGGAUUGUCAUCUCCUGUUGGGAUCAGACCAGAUCAGAUAGAUGGGCCUCCGAGGCCAGAUCAGAUAGAUGGGCCUCCUAGACCAGAUCAGAUAGAUGGGCCUCCGAGGCCAGAUCAGAUAGAUGGUCCUCCGAGGCCAGAUCAGAUAGAUGGGCCUCCUAGACCAGAUCAGAUAGAUGGGCCUCCGAGGCCAGAUCAGAUAGAUGGGCCUCCGAGGCCAGAUCAGAUAGAUGGGCCUCCUAGACCAGAUCAGAUAGAUGGGCCUCCUAGACCAGAUCAGAUAGAUGGGCCUCCUAGACCAGAUCAGAUAGAUGGGCCUCCGAGGCCAGAUCAGAUAGAUGGGCCUCCGAGGCCAGAUCAGAUAGAUGGGCCUCCGAGGCCAGAUCAGAUAGAUGGGCCUCCGAGGCCAGAUCAGAUAGAUGGGCCUCCGAGGCCAGAUCAGAUAGAUGGGCCUCCGAGGCCAGAUCAGAUAGAUGGGCCUCCGAGGCCAGAUCAGAUAGAUGGGCCUCCGAGGCCAGAUCAGAUAGAUGGGCCUCCGAGGCCAGAUCAGAUAGAUGGGCCUCCGAGGCCAGAUCAGAUAGAUGGGUCUCCUUGACCAGAUCAGAUAGAUGGGCCUUCUAGACCAGAUCAGAUAGAUGGGCCUCCGAGACCAGAUCAGAUAGAUGGGCCUUCUAGACCAGAUCAGAUAGAUGGGCCUCCUAGACCAGAUCAGAUAGAUGGGCCUCCUAGACCAGAUCAGAUAGAUGGGCCUCCUAGACCAGAUCAGAUAGAUGGGCCUCCUAGACCAGAUCAGAUAGAUGGGCCUCCUAGACCAGAUCAGAUAGAUGGGCCUCCUAGACCAGAUCAGAUAGAUGGGCCUCCUAGACCAGAUCAGAUAGAUGGGCCUCCUAGACCAGAUCAGAUAGAUGGGCCUCCUAGACCAGAUCAGAUAGAUGGGCCUCCUAGACCAGAUCAGAUAGAUGGGCCUCCUAGACCAGAUCAGAUAGAUGGGCCUCCUAGACCAGAUCAGAUAGAUGGGCCUCCUAGACCAGAUCAGAUAGAUGGGCCUCCUAGACCAGAUCAGAUAGAUGGGCAUCCGAGACCAGAUCAGAUAGAUGGGCCUCCGAGACCAGUCAGGUCUGAAUCAGACCAGGUAGAUGGACCUCUGAGAUCAGACCAGAUAGAUGGACCUCCGAGAUCAGACCAGAUAGAUAGAUGGACCUCCGAGAUCAGACCAGAUAGAUCAGACCAGAUAGAUGGACCUCUGAGAUCAGACCAGAUAGAUGGACCUCUGAGAUCAGACCAGAUAGAUGGACCUCUGAGAUCAGACCAGAUAGAUGGACCUCCAAGAUCAGACCAGGUAGUCCUUCUAGACCAAUCAGGUCUGAAUAGCACUUUUACUGGACCAAUGUAUUAUUGUUUUGAAGUUCAUUCUCUUUAUUAAUUUAAUUUCUUAAUCUUUUGUUUGUUUCAUCUUAUGAAGUCAGUGUGGUGAGAUGGUAUCCUAGGGUUAAUGGUGAUGGUAUCCUAGGGUUAAUGGUGAUGGUAUCCUGGGGUUAAUGGUGAUGGUAUCCUAGGGUUAAUGGUGAUGGUAUCCUAGGGUUAAUGGUGAUGGUAUCCUAGGGUUAAUGGUGAUGGUAUCCUAGGGUUAAUGGUGAUGGUAUCCUAGGGUUAAUGGUGAUGGUAUCCUAGGGUUAAUGGUGACUGUACCCUGGGGUUAAUGGUGACGGUAUCCUAGGGUUAAUGGUGACGGUAUCCUGGGGUUAAUGGUGACGGUAUCCUAGGGUUAAUGGUAUCCUAGGGUUAAUGGUAUCCUGGGGUUAAUGGUAUCCUGGGGUUAAUGGUAUCCUAGGGUUAAUGGUAUACUAGGGUUAAUGGUGAUGGUAUCCUAGGGUUAAUGGUAUCCUAGGGUUAAUGGUGAUGGUAUCCUAGGGUUAAUGGUAUCCUAGGGCUAAUGGUAUCCUAGGGUUAAUGGUGAUGGUAUCCUAGGGUUAAUGGUAUCCUAGGGUUAAUGGUAUCCUAGGGUUAAUGGUAUCCUAGGGUUAAUGGUGAUGGUAUCCUAGGGUUAAUGGUGAUGGUAUCCUAGGGUUAAUGGUAUCCUGGGGUUAAUGGUGAUGGUAUCCUAGGGUUAAUGGUGAUGGUAUCUUGGGCUUAAUGGUGAUGGUAUCCUAGGGUUAAUGGUGAUGGUAUCCUAGGGUUAAUGGUGAUGGUAUCCUAGGGUUAAUGGUGAUGGUAUCCUGGGGUUAAUGGUGAUGGUAUCCUGGGGUUAAUGGUGAUGGUAUCCUAGGGUUAAUGGUGAUGGUAUCCUAGGGUUAAUGGUGAUGGUAUCCUAGGGUUAAUGGUAUCCUGGGGUUAAUGGUGAUGGUAUCCUGGGGUUAAUGGUGAUGGUAUCCUGGGGUUAAUGGUGAUGGUAUCCUAGGGUUAAUGGUGAUGGUAUCCUAGGGUUAAUGGUGAUGGUAUCCUAGGGUUAAUGGUAUCCUGGGGUUAAUGGUAUCCUAGGGUUAAUGGUAUCCUAGGGUUAAUGGUAUCCUAGGGUUAAUUGUGAUGGUAUCCUAGGGUUAAUUGAGUAUGCUAGAUCUUGGGGUUUGGUAGCAGGUGUCAUUAAAACACAGCUUUCUGAAUGUACAGGGUGUAAUGUCUUUUAACUCUUAUUUCACCUGCAAUGUAAAUCUACGUAUACAGACUUUUAAUGCUCCUUGUAAAUUAUUUUGUCACUCUUACUAUCCCAUGUCAUGCGCACCAUCCACCUACAUACAAUACAUGGACACAUUGUUAUUCAUACACUUAUUACACACACUCUCCCAAUUCAUCAUUUAUUUAUUUUCUGACCUCUUAAACUAACUGCGGUAGAAAUAUCAGAAUUAUAACACAUAACCAACCGUUUGACAUUACUAACGUCAAUAUCAACCUCCCAUAAAAUAUUCCAUUGGACCAUAUGGAUUCCAGUGAGGAAGCAAUGGUGUGCAUGCUAUAAUUUUGUAAGUUUUUUUUAUGCCAAUAAAAUUAUCUCUGUUUGAA
This is a messenger RNA of Oncorhynchus nerka (sockeye salmon), 8414 nucleotides long. Its product is annotated as protein spire homolog 1-like. The transcript is spliced from 18 exons. Gene Ontology annotation, cellular component: cell cortex; cytoplasmic vesicle membrane. Lineage: Eukaryota; Metazoa; Chordata; Actinopteri; Salmoniformes; Salmonidae. Gene Ontology annotation, molecular function: actin binding. Bases 205 to 2481 code for a protein of 758 amino acids. Gene Ontology annotation, biological process: intracellular transport; establishment of meiotic spindle localization; cleavage furrow formation. The record is from RefSeq and is a predicted model, not a curated record.